CAAGACGACAAGAUUGCUUUGACCUCGCCUCUCGAUAUCAACGCUAAUGAUUACAAGUACUUCACCGGCAGGAUGCGGCUGACCGAAGAUGAGAUCUACCGCUCCUCUACUCAGUUCCGCCUCUGGUCAUUUACGCCCGAAGCGCUGGCCUCGCUGCGUGCCACCACCAAUUCUACUGCAACUCAACGCGUCAAAGCAGCUGUCAAACGUCUGAGAGAGUCGAGGAAUCAGAGCGAGACCAACAGCGAAGCCGAGAAUGGAACUUCAACACCUGUCAUCUUCAACCGGGAGCCGGACUGUCUCACCGUGGAAGAGGAAAUGAAGGUCGUAGAAGCCUUCUGCGGCAGGGCCAUCGUACUGGGAAAUGUCUUGGAAUUUCCCAGCAACGUGAUUGCUACGGGCGUGCAAUACCUAAGGCGAUUCUACCUCUUCAACUCUCCUAUGACAUACGAGCCUAAGUCUAUAAUGCUGUCUGCCAUGUUCCUUGCAAACAAGAUCGAAGACAACAAGAUGGAAUGCGCAGACUACGCCGCCCGUAUAACCGGUACAACCAAAGAACAAGUACUGGCUCCCGAGUUCCUCAUCACACAAGCUCUCCGCUUCACAUUUGAUGUACGGCAUCCGUUUCGUGGUUUGCAGGGAGGGCAUAUGGAGAUGUUGGCAAUUGCACAAGGGAAAGCUGCUGUGCUCCCAUACGUUGAGAAGACGGCUGCCGAAUUCCAGCAAGAAAUGCUCGAACUACCCACACAGCCUGGAGGUGCGGCUACCAAAAUAACCCAGCGUGAGCUUGAGAAACGACUCAAUGCAGCUACGGACAAAGCGAGAGAUACUCUGAAGUCUUCUGCCAUACAGUCGGAUGCUUACUUCCUUUACACGCCCUCACAAAUCUGGCUUGCAGCUUACCUCCUAGCCGACGAAGUCCUCGCCUUAUUCUAUCUCUCCUCCAAAUUCCCGGGCACCAUUGACGCUGAGACUCCGACAGGCAUCGCCAAGUUGAAGAUCGUAGCCACUGUUCGAGCAUGCGCCGUUCUUCUGGCACCAGACCCAGCCCUACAGAAGUUGAGCGCUGAAGAGAAGGAGGCGAAAAGACUGGAGGAAAUUAACGAAGUAAAGGCAAUCCACGUUAAGCUUCGCCACUGCCGAGACCCUGAUAAGAUGGACUUGGUGAAGCUUAACAAGGCGCAGAAGCGGGAUGCCGGGGUAGAAGGUAAGCUAGAGGAGAGCGUUGCCAAGAGGCGGAAGCUGGAGAGAGAGAAGAAUGAAAAGGAAGCCGAUGAGUUCUGGGGCCCGGAACUUCCCAAGAAUGGGAAGAAGGCAUAGACUUAUGCCAUAAUCAUUGCAAGGCGUUUUGGAUCUGGCAAUAAGAGAUUGAGACAAUAUCUCAGUUAGGUAAGCAUUUCAGGAGUUUUAAGGGGUCUGCAAGGUAGGCCAUGCCUUCGGAGAUGAAUAAAUUCCUGUUGUCGUUCUGAAUGACCUUCAACUGCUCUUGCGAAGUGACGGAAUGACUUCUCUGUUCGUGCAUCGCAAAGCAAUCUAGACGACACGUAUGAUCAUUUUAAACAGUCUAAAAGCCAUUGAGGCAUCCUAGACGGCGAUAUCACUGCUCCAAAGGGAC
Molecule: messenger RNA, 1615 nt
Organism: Mytilinidion resinicola
Lineage: Eukaryota; Fungi; Ascomycota; Dothideomycetes; Mytilinidiales; Mytilinidiaceae
Product: cyclin-like protein
Exons: 2
Coding region: 73-1320 (415 amino acids)
Biological process (GO): regulation of transcription by RNA polymerase II; regulation of cyclin-dependent protein serine/threonine kinase activity
Cellular component (GO): transcription factor TFIIK complex; nucleus
Molecular function (GO): cyclin-dependent protein serine/threonine kinase regulator activity
Source: RefSeq, a predicted model, not a curated record